This is a messenger RNA of Colletotrichum orchidophilum, 339 nucleotides long. RefSeq lists its product as uncharacterized. NCBI's taxonomy places the organism in Eukaryota, Fungi, Ascomycota, Sordariomycetes, Glomerellales, Glomerellaceae. The transcript has 2 exons. The record is from RefSeq and is a predicted model, not a curated record. Bases 1 to 339 code for a protein of 112 amino acids.
AUGGCUGCCGUCCUUAACGGACUCACCAUUCACACGAAGCCAGAACUUAUGGAGUGGACUCGUUUGGUUCUCCAGGAUUUCGGCUGCGUCGCUUCCAUCUUUGCGAAAGCAACUGCCCAGCUAGGCAUCGGCCCGGCGGUAGCCGUCUCCAGCCAGUAUGGCUUUUCAUCAACAAGGAUGGCAUUGACUGCGCCGCAAUCGAAGCCCGUCAUCAUGGCUCUGCCACGGAAACUCCUAUCCCGUGUCUUGAUCUUCGGAGUGGCCGGCUCAACCGACGCCGAGCAUCUUGUCGACUCCCUCGCCGCUUCCCCAGAUGAAGUCUUCAUCCCCAGUGAUUAG